CCGCCUGCAAGCACGGGGACUGUGGUGGCAGCGGAGGACUCGCACUCAGACCAACAUCAUCCACAUCGUCCGCCGCACUGCCGAGGUCUCUCCGGGUUUAAACACGCUCUCACACCGAGAGGAGGGCAGAGCAGAGCGGGGCCUCCUGUCUGUUUCUACCGGGAGGGAAACUUUAAAGCCCGCAGAGGAGCCAUGCUGCCGGGCGACACAACAACAACCCCGCGGACAUAAGCGACAGCGAGGAGCAGAAAGUAGCUUCCAGCUCCACGACACCACAAAGAAGCAGGAGGUGGAGAAGAAGAAGAAGAAGAAGCGGCUGCUCACCCGCUUUAUUGUAUUUUAAUUUAGGGGAACAACGGUAGGAAAGACGGCGUCCGGCCUGAGGAGAAGCUCCGAGGUCGGGGACUCCGGUCGGAGCAACGCUCAUCGUUUCUGGCCUCCCCUUCCCGAGAGCUCCAUGGAGAAGAUGAAGCGGUUCAAGAGACGACUCUCUCAGACAUUACGGGGCAGCCACACCAUUGACGAGUCGCUGUCUGAGCUGGCUGAGCAGAUGACCAUCGAGGAAAACGGCCUGAAGGACAGUGAGCCCAUAGUGAGGAACGGUCGUCCUCCGUCUGCCCACAGCGUGCACUCCUUCCUCCAUCAGUACACAGGAUCCUUCAAAAAGCCACCGCUGCGACGACCUCAAAGUGUUAUCGGAGGAGGCCUCGGGUCUCUCAUGGUCAUGCCUCGCAAUGGCAGUCGCCUUGACAUCGUCCACGAGAACCUGAAGAUGGGGUCCGAUGGGGAGAGCGACCAGGCAUCAGGGACGUCCUCAGACGAGGUGCAGUCACCCACAGGUGUUUGUCUGAGGAACCGAGGGAACAGACGCAUCUCUGCAGAGGACCUGAACAAACGUCUGUCUCUCCCGGCCGACAUCCGGAUACCUGAUGGUUACUUAGAAAAACUGCAGCUGAGCAGCCCGCCCUUCGACCAGCCGCUGAGCCGACGCUCCCGCAGAGCAUCACUGUCAGAAAUAGGAUUCGGGAAGCUGGAAACCUACAUCAAACUGGACAAACUGGGGGAGGGCACAUAUGCUACAGUCUUCAAAGGGAGGAGUAAGCUGACGGACAACCUUGUGGCGCUGAAGGAGAUCAGACUGGAGCAUGAGGAGGGGGCACCGUGCACAGCCAUCCGAGAAGUGUCGUUACUGAAGGAUCUGAAACACGCCAACAUCGUGACGCUGCACGACAUCGUUCACACAGAAAAGUCGCUCACACUGGUCUUCGAGUACCUGGACAAAGACCUGAAGCAGUACAUGGACGACUGUGGGAACAUCCUGAGCAUGCAGAAUGUCAAGAUUUUUCUAUUUCAGAUCCUGCGAGGCUUGGCGUACUGUCACAAACGGAAAGUUCUUCACAGAGACCUGAAGCCCCAGAAUCUGCUCAUCAACGACAGAGGAGAACUCAAACUGGCCGACUUUGGGCUGGCGAGGGCGAAGUCUGUGCCCACUAAAACAUACUCUAACGAGGUGGUAACACUUUGGUAUCGGCCUCCCGACGUGCUGCUCGGCUCCUCUGAGUACUCCACGCAGAUAGACAUGUGGGGUGUUGGUUGCAUAUUCUACGAGAUGGCUGCCGGCAGGCCCCUGUUCCCAGGCUCCACGGUGGAGGACGAGCUGCAUCUCAUCUUCAGGCUGCUGGGCACUCCGACAGAAGACAGCUGGCCUGGAAUAUCCUCUAUUGACGAGUUCAAGUCCUACAAGUUCCCCAAAUACAAGGCCCAGCCCCUCAUUAACCACGCUCCCAGGUUGGACACUGAUGGCAUUGACCUGCUGAUGUCAUUCCUAAAAUACGAGUCCAAAAAGAGGAUCUCUGCCGAUGAAGCAAUGAAACAGCCGUACUUCAGGAGCCUGGGGCCACGUGUGCGCACGCUGCCAGAGAGCAUAUCCAUAUUCACACUGAAGGAGGUUCAGCUGCAGAGGGAUCCUGGCUACCGGAACUCUUCGUACCCAGAGUCAGGCAACGGAAAGAGCAGAAGACAAAGCAUGCUCUUUUAGUCUCUCUGGACUCUAUUUUUUUUAUUAUUUGGGAAGGAUCUCCGAGCUGUACAGUCUCGCCGAUGGAUCAGAGAUCUAAGAUGGAUGUUGGCGUGGAGCAGUACCUUCAUCGUCCUCAUCAUCAUCACCCCCCCAACUUACUUGGGAAACUCGUCCUCAGUGCGAACCCCCCUCCCCUCUAGAAGAGACGUUUAUAUACUGUACAUCUAUAUUUAUUGAGAAGAGAAUUUGCUGCUAAAUCCAACUACUGUCUAGAAUUCUAAUGGGCUCAGUCACUUUAAUGAGAACAUGCAAUGUAUAUAGAUUUCUUCUUUUUUUUUGAAGUGGUGGUAUUUUUAGUGUUUUAUUUUGGGUUUUUUUCAUUUCCAUUUUCAUACAUAAAGACUCCUCCUUGGUGUGAGUGGAUGUGUACAGCUCACCAGCAGACGAACAGAGGGAUGUCUCUGUAGCAGCUCAAAGUAGUUUGAUUCUCAUGCUACGGCGCCGCACAAGUAAUUUGUGACCAUUUGCUCUGAAGGUUUCUGAGGCCAGCUCUGAUUUAAUAACGGAUCAUUUUAUCCUAACUGGAGGCUAAUACAAGAUAAAUGCUGCCAAGUCUGUGGAAAAAAAAUAAGAAAAGGAGAUUUUGUUGUGUCAGAUACUGGCAAAGAAUCAUUCCAGGAUGCUGUGGUCUGUGUUGUGACCAAUGAACAAAUGCAGGAGGGAAACUGGCAGCGUAGAAUUAUUAACAAGGGCAUUAAAGGAUUAGAUCCGCCUUCUAAAACUCUUCACAAAUCCUAAACAAUCAAACUCGUGAACAACCUCCUCCUCGUUCUUCCUCGCCUCAGUCGGACACAUUUUCUCCUCUGCUCAAAGAGGAGAAAGCGCAAAGUGAAUUUCCUGUGUCGGAAUCCAUGAUGCUGCCUUUACUGACGUGUUGUCCUUUCUGCCAUUCCCAUCUCAUCAACUGUAAAAAGACAAAUGGCUCAGAUGGCUACCUUUUUUUCUCUGGAUUGCAUCGUUGUGUUGCAUGUCUGUUCUGUGGUAGGAGGAAGCACAUGUUCAGGGAGCAUAGCUGUAGUCCUGCCCCCCAGUGAAUAAGAAACUAAAGUCAAAUCUAUUUAACAGUGUUACAGGAGAUGUUUUGUAUGAUAUUCUUUAACUUUAUUUGUCGAUAUUUGUUAUCUGUGUGGGAUUUCACUGCAGAUGCACUCCCAUAUUUGAGCUUUUUUUUUCCAGAGUAAAGAAUAUUAAAUCUAAUGUUUAAACAGAAA
Messenger RNA from Paralichthys olivaceus (Japanese flounder), 3291 nucleotides. RefSeq names its product cyclin-dependent kinase 17-like. The record is from RefSeq and is a predicted model, not a curated record. Lineage: Eukaryota; Metazoa; Chordata; Actinopteri; Pleuronectiformes; Paralichthyidae. Gene Ontology annotation, biological process: protein phosphorylation. Gene Ontology annotation, molecular function: cyclin-dependent protein serine/threonine kinase activity; ATP binding. Gene Ontology annotation, cellular component: cytoplasm; nucleus.